Triticum aestivum (bread wheat) is the source of this 2359-nucleotide messenger RNA. Its product is annotated as cytochrome P450 71A1. Gene Ontology annotation, molecular function: oxidoreductase activity, acting on paired donors, with incorporation or reduction of molecular oxygen; heme binding; iron ion binding. Lineage: Eukaryota; Viridiplantae; Streptophyta; Magnoliopsida; Poales; Poaceae. The record is from RefSeq and is a predicted model, not a curated record. The transcript is spliced from 2 exons. The coding region runs from base 678 to 2333 and encodes 551 amino acids.
AACAUGAUCAACAUUUUUUAAAUACUUGUUCAAAAAAUUUCAAAUACUUAUUCAAUAUUUUUAGAUACUUGUUCAAAAAAUUUCAAAUGUUUUUUGUAGAGAGUUUUUGUAAUAUAUAUUUGAAAUAUUUCAAAAUAAUAAGGAAAUUACAAAAAUAAAGUGAAAUGGAAUCCGAAAAAGUAAAAAAAAAAUAGGAAGAAGAGGCUGCGGCCUCCCGCGUGUGUGGGCCUUCCCAACUAGCUCGCCCCUUCCGCGAGUCAGAAGGCAGACGCGCUAAAGGCGAGAUAUAGGGACGCCAUGCAUCUAGCGCUCAAAAUUGUGUCGACGCCUCUUCCCCGGCGGGUCGGCAUCUUGCAUGAUUGCACGGGGUGGUCGAUGAUGUCGAUGUCCAAUCCAUUCAUAUAUGCACGGUGCGCGCUUCGAGAGCAGAUUUCCGUCAGGAUCUCCCCCCGCCGCUGAGUGCCUGAACUGUACCACCACCACACACGCAGUUAUCACGUACUAGCAAGCCACUCCGUCGUCCUCCAUCCUCGAUCGUCGUUCCAUGCGCGGCUCUGACACAUGGCUGCGCCGGUCCUUCGUGUAGCUUCCAUACGUGUCCGGUCGUGCCGACAUUAAUUCUCACCACGGCGCACAUUCUUUAGCGGUGCGUAUCCAUAUCAGGCGAAAUUUUUCUUAUGUGGAGCCUGUGCAUCAGCUUAUCUCGCUCCACAUCAGGCAACGGCCGGCACGCGCGCCUUAAGUUCACCGCUAGCUGUGUGGUAGUGCUGCCUGCUGCGUCCGCUCCACUCUGCCAGCUAGCGCUCAUGGCAUCUCUUGAGCUCGACUCUACCCUAGUCCUCUGCCUCCUUUUCGUGGUAUCUUGCUUCACCAUCGUCCUCAGAGGCUUCGGAUAUGGCCGAAAGGGCACGCAGCCGCCUUCGCCGCCUGGGUUGCCCAUCAUCGGCAACCUGCACCAGCUCGGGCGGGGCCGUCCUCACCGGACUCUGGAGGCUCUUGCGCGGCGCCACGGCCCGCUCCUCCUCCUCCGCCUCGGCUCCGUGCGGGCCAUCGUGGUCUCCUCGGCCUCGCUCGCCGAGGCGGUGCUGAGGACCCAGGACAACGUCUUCUGCAGCCGCCCGCAGCAGUACACGGCCCGCGGCACGCUCUACGGCUGCCGGGACGUCGGCUUCAGCGCCUACAACGAGCGGUGGCGCCAGCUCCGCCGCAUCGCCGUGGUGCACCUCCUCAGCAUGAAGCGGGUCGACUCCUUCCGCGCUCUCCGGGAGGAGGAGGUCGCGCGCUUCGUGGGACGGGUCCGCGCGGCGAGUGGGAGUGGCGCGCACGAGGGGCGUCGGGGAAUCAACGUGACGGAGCUCAUCAUCACCUUAACCUACACCGUGAUCUCCAGGGCUGCGUUCGGGAACAAGCUUGGUGGGGUGGAGCCGGUCAAGGUCCGCGACAUGAUGAAGGAGCUCACUGACCUGCUCGGCACGAUAGCCGUGAGCGACGUUUUUCCGAGACUAGGGUGGCUGGUGGACUGGGCGACGGGGCUCCAAGCGAGGGUGAAGAGGACGGCGGCCGAGCUCGACAGUAUAAUGGAGAGGACGAUCACGGAGCACGAGGGGGACCCAGGAAAGGACGACGGCGAGGCUCCGGACCUCCUGGACGACUUGCUCUUGAUCGCCAAGGAUGGUGACCAGGGGUUUAAGCUGGAUCGGAUCGAUGUGAAGGGAGUCAUCUUGGACAUGUUCAUAGCAGGCACCGACACGACCUACAAGACGAUAGAAUGGACCUUGGCCGAGCUCAUGAAGAAUCCAAGAGAAAUGGCAAAGGUGCAAUCAGAGGUGAGACAGGUUGCUGCAGGCGCGCAUGGAGGAGUCCUCGAGGAGGAGCUGGAAAAGAUGAACCUCCUACAGGCGGCCAUGAAGGAAACAUUGCGGUUACACCCGCCGGUGCCGCUCCUCAUCCCACGCGAAUCCAUUCAGGAUGCACAGCUACACGGCUAUGACAUCCCGGCCAAGACCCGGGUCAUGGUCAACACGUGGGCCAUAGGGAGGGACGGCGAGUCGUGGGAGAACGCCGAAGAGUUCCGGCCAGAAAGGUUCCUCGGCAGGACCAUCGACUACAAUGGCAAGGACCCUCGGUUCCUACCGUUCGGCGCGGGAAGGAGGGGGUGCCCCGGUAUUGCCUUUGGGACACGCCUCGCAGAGCUCACGCUGGCUAACAUGAUGUACCAUUUCGACUGGGAGCUACCGGAUGGCGAGGAUCCCGAGUCAUUUGAGGUUGUUGAGUCCAGUGGCUUGUCGCCUGGCCUUAAGUCUGCCUUGAUCCUUGGUAUAAAACCUCUGUAAGCAUACAUGGACUGUGUUGGGAGUAA